GCCCCGCUCAACCCCUCUCUGUUUCCUUACCUACAACGACCAUAUUCACACUCCCUCAGUAUGGCUGGCAUCGUCUCCGGAUUUGCCAGCGGCAACGGAGAGGGAACCGAGUUCCUUUCUAUGCUACCUCCUCCAAAAGACGACCUCGCCCAAUACGACAAUACCCGCCCACACAAUGAGCAGGACAUCGAAGUCCCCCAAGUGUUCCACGAUGCUAUGUCGGUGAGGGAAGAAGUCUAUGGGGAGCAGGGAAUUCCCCUAGAUGCCGAGUUCGACGAAGACGACGCGCGCAGCUGGCACUGGGUUGUAUACGCAUCCGUCGCGUCUACCGCAAGCCCACCCCCGAAGGACCUGCGCACCGACACACCCACUGAUGGUGCCGAUGGUGCCCGCCGCACCUCUUCCGUUGGAACACGUCUUCCUGUCGGAACCAUUCGCAUGAUACCGCCUCCUCACGCCCCGAACAAAUAUCUCGAUCAGCCCACCAGCGACAAACACAUGGACGCGGAUCCGCCGCGCUCGCUGGAGGACCACUCCUCAUCCGAUAACUCCAAGCACCCCUCAGAACCAUACGUCAAGCUCGGUCGUCUCGCAGUACUGACACCUUACCGUAAACUUGGUCUCGCCAAGCUGCUGAUCAAUACUGCUAUCGAGUACGCGGCUAAGCACCCCGACGACAUAUACGAACCGCCCUCCGCCACCACUGCCGAGAAGGCAAAUCUAUUCGGCAUUCAAACCGAAGAAUCCGCGCCCUGGAACGGCCUCAUCAUGAUCCACGCGCAGUCUAACCUCAAACAUCUGUGGGAGAAGUACGGCUUCGCUGAGGAGCUACUAAACGAUAAAGGCCAAGUCGAGAUAUCAAAAGAGCCACAUUGGGUCGAGGAAGGCAUUGAGCACAUUGGAAUGUGGCGACGAUUGCAGCUCGAGAACGCAAGGUUGUAG
Periconia digitata is the source of this 942-nucleotide messenger RNA. Lineage: Eukaryota; Fungi; Ascomycota; Dothideomycetes; Pleosporales; Periconiaceae. The record is from the annotation of a GenBank genome assembly.